Molecule: messenger RNA, 1633 nt
Organism: Oncorhynchus kisutch (coho salmon)
Lineage: Eukaryota; Metazoa; Chordata; Actinopteri; Salmoniformes; Salmonidae
Product: G/T mismatch-specific thymine DNA glycosylase
Exons: 10
Coding region: 256-1272 (338 amino acids)
Biological process (GO): base-excision repair, AP site formation
Cellular component (GO): nucleus
Molecular function (GO): pyrimidine-specific mismatch base pair DNA N-glycosylase activity; uracil DNA N-glycosylase activity
Source: RefSeq, a predicted model, not a curated record
UUUCCCUAUUAAUAAUGUUGGUAUAGUCCCAUGUCAAAGUUGACGUGCAUCUCUUUCUUUGUUGCUUGCUAGCAAGUCAAAAGGGACAUUGAUAGAGUACAAUCGUUUUCAAGAAAAAUAAUAAACACAUUCAACCAUAUCUGUAAGAGGAUUCGGUCUACUCAACAGCUUCAAGCUCUGCAGGGGCAGUAGCCGGGCAUCACCCACCAUCACAGUCCUCACCCUCACUACACAGAGGGACCAAGACAGAGGGUCAUGGCUCAUAUGGUUGUCAGUCAUGAGCACAUGGCACUGCAAGAGCCCGCCAACAUAGCGAAAGCUCCAGCAAAAAAGCGAGGGAGAACGGCACAACCAAAGGAACCCAAGCCACCCAAAAUGCCCAAGGCCAAACCGGGACCCAAGGCCAAACCGGGACCCAAGCCCAAGAAAGGCAAGGAGGGCCAAGAGGCAGAUGGCACGCAGGAGAAAAUAGACAAGACCUUCAAGAAAGUCAAGAAGAAAAGGGACCGCUUCAAAGGCAUGACUGAGGAUGAGGUCAUGAGUAGAACUCUGACCGACAUCCUUGACUACAACCUGGACUAUGUUAUCAUUGGAAUCAACCCAGGUCUCGUGGCAGCCUAUGUUGGACGAUGGUUCCCUGGCCAUGGAAACCAUUUCUGGAAGUGCCUGUUCUUGUCCGGAUUCACUGAUGAGCAGCUUAACCACAUGAGCGACACCAGCCUGCCAGAGAAAUAUAAGAUCGGCUUCACCAACAUGGUGGCAAGGACAACGCCUGGAAGCAAGGACCUGUCAACCAAAGAGCUACGCGAGGGCGCCUUAAUUCUUGUUGAGAAGCUGAAAAAGUACAAGCCCCUCAUAGCUGUUUUCAAUGGAAAAUGUAUCUAUGAAAUGUUCUGCAGAGAGAUGUUUGGUAAAAAGCCCAAGAAGCUUGACUUUGGUCUGCAGCCACACAAGAUACCGGACUGUGAAGUGGCAUUGUAUCUGAUGCCCUCGUCGAGUGCCCGCUGCGCCCAGUUUCCCCGUGCCCAGGACAAAGUGCACUUCUACAUCAAGCUGAGGGAAUUGAGGGACCAGCUCAGGGGCGUGGCCCGAUCUGAGGAGAUUCAGGAGUUGGAGUACAGCUUUGACCUGGGACUGGCCAAAGAGGACGCUAAGAGGAUGGCGAUCAAGGAAGAGGCGUACGACCCAGGCUACGAGGCCGCCUUCGGCGGAGCAUAUGGAGAGGGCGGGCCCGGGCCUGGGCCUGAGGAGGGCCAGAGCAACGGUCACUAACUUCUCGUUGGCUGGAAACACAGACGCUGCCGAGAAGGCAAACACUUACCAACCUCCUACGGCUGCCACCACCACCACCACAGAAGGACAACUCCCAGACAGACAGUGGAUGAGGCAGUCUUUCACUGAUCAUAUUAGACAUGGGUGGCUCUAAAGAACCACAGGCAUGGGUGGGCAACGUAUAAGAAAGGGUAAAUGGCUCCUAACGAGCCCUAUCUAUUCGUGCACAGACCUCAGAGCCGCACAUCCUUUACCCUCCCUUCAACAAGAAGCUGCACCUCUGUCUGAAGACAGAAAUGAUCGUUUUUAGUGUUUUGUAUUUUUAUUUUUUUGCCAUUUUGGAAUAAACACUUGACUAGUU